Messenger RNA from Pleurotus ostreatus (oyster mushroom), 2622 nucleotides. RefSeq lists its product as uncharacterized. The record is from RefSeq and is a predicted model, not a curated record. NCBI's taxonomy places the organism in Eukaryota, Fungi, Basidiomycota, Agaricomycetes, Agaricales, Pleurotaceae. The transcript is spliced from 2 exons. Bases 1 to 2622 code for a protein of 873 amino acids.
AUGGAUAUACCAAUGGAUUACGAUACACUAUCUGCGCUCAAGCGGAACGAGCUCCAGAAGCUCGCUAUGGCACACUCCAUAAAAGCGAACCAGAAAUCAGCCACACUCAUCGCCCUCCUCCUCGCCAAACACGCCAAACACGCCAAACAGCCUGGAGAGCAGGACUGCGGGCUUGACGAAGCGCCUGGGGGCGAAGGAGAGCAGGCGAUGGGGAUGGAGGGGAAGGGGGAACAAAUGACUUUGAGGACUAGACAAACGAAGACGACAGCGACAGCGACAGUGAGAAAGGGAGCGAGAGCAACGAAGAAACGGGGCCGCGCCGCAAACCAAGACGACAAUGACCAUAACGCUGAGGCCAACGAAGCCGAGGCCGACGAUGCGCGAGCCCCUGUCACCUCCGAAGAGCAAGAGCAAGAAGCUCCUGGUCCCAGCAAGAGACUCCGCCCCCGCCGUGGUCAACCUGCACCCGUACCCCCCAAGGUCCCUCCUUCCCGCCCUUCUCGAUCGAAGGCCCCCGCUCCCGCUGCGCCUGCACCUGCACCCGCCCCCACGAUGGGUCCACCACCAUUCCCACUUCCACUUCCACCACCACCCCCUCCCCAUCUCCCCGCUCCCCACCGCACACCUCCGCUCCCCACCCCGAUUCCAAACACAUGCACACGCUACUCCCCCGCAUCGACGCCCUCAGUCGUCAGCGCCCGCAGCCGGCACUACACCCCGACCUCGACGCCCACUACUUCAUUCACCGGCGUUGGCGCGCGCUACCAUCGUUUUCACCAUCACCAUGAUGAUGAUGAUGAUGAUGUCGGUGGGAGCGGUGGUGGCGGUGCUGCUCCUCCCGCGCUGGAGAGGCGGAAGAGCAGCCGGAUACCCCGCCAUGCAGACAUGGUGAAUAUGCACGCGGGGCGGGGGCGGAGGCCGUCGCCGCCGUCCCCUUCGCCUGCGCGGCCGAGGGGUUCUCUUCCCUCACGACGUCCCGCUAGAUCCGAGGCCAGUGAGUCUCGUGAACGGGCGAGUGCAUCUGUUGAAGCGGAGAGGGCUUACGACGGGGAGACGGAAGAAGUGAGAGAAGUGAGAGAAGUGGACGUGGAUGGAAGGAGGGUCAAGAAACUCGUCCUGGUCGUGAAGCAGGAAGAAGACUCCGAUGAAGAUGCGCUUGCGCUACCAGUCAACCCCUACGCGAGGGGCGUAUCCAACGGCAAGGGCAAGGAACGAGAACGAGAACGAGAGCGAGAGGAACGGUUUGAAAACGAAUACAUGGAGACGCGUUUGGAGAGCACGUCUGCUCUCAUAGCCGAGCGAGGAGAAGCCGCACGUGCACAGGCAGAAGGACGGUCCACUCCUCAAGCUCACGAACGACAGGCAUCGGGACGGGGAGUGAACUGGGACGCUCUGGACUCCCCGGUUCACUCGCCCUCGUCUCCGCCGUGGGUUGUCCCGCCUCUUCAGCUUUCGAGUCCCUUCCCGCCAACGCCUGAUUACGAAUUCCACCGUGACUCUACUCCAGAGGCGCGACAGGCAGCAGGAGCAGAAGCUCAGCCUCGCCCACAAUCCCAGCUCGAACAGCAACGGCAAGUAGCCGCCUGGGCAGGUGCCACACGCGCGCCCAGUCCCAGGCCCUCCGACCGCUCGCCCUCCUACGGCUUCACAACCCCCACGCACUCGCCCCUCCCCUCCCUCUACUCCCCCUCCUCGCCCCGAUCCCCCGCCUCCCGGCCCGCACACUCGCACUACGUCUCCCCGCGCGCCUCGCCCGGCGGCGUCCACGAGACCGUCGCCCUCCUGCGCGUGCUCCACGACCGCGACGCCGCGCUGCACGUGCUCCACGACCGCGACGCCGCGCUGCACGUGCUCCACGACCGCGACGCCGCGCUGCACGUGCUCCACGACCGCGACGCCGCGCUGCACGACCAGGUCGCGGCGCUCCGCGUGCAGGCGCAGGGCGUGCGGGCGCAGGCGGCGCUCCUCGUCGAGCGGCUGCGCGCGGAGGCGGGCGAGGCGCGGCGCAUGGAGGGGUUCGCGCGGUACUGGCGGGGCGGGGGGUACUACCGCGCGCGGGGCGUGGACGCGGAGGAUCCGGGGUGCGGCGUCACCGUCACCGCGGCUGCGAGGGGGCGCGGGCUGGGCGGGGGCGUGAAUGGGGAUGGGGGUGGAGAGGCGCGUGUGGAGGCGGAGUGGCGGCCGGAUGUGAAUUGGAUGCACGAGGAGGUGUGGGGCGGGCAGAUGCAGGUGCUGCGGGCGCUGAAGCCGGAGGAGCAGUUCGAGAUCACGAGCGAGGACGAGGGCGAGGGGGGGAUCCUGGACCGGCUGGAUAACGGGGAUGAUUUGGGGAUUGGGAUGCAGCGGGUGCGGGGGGAGGCGGGCGUGCUCGAUACGCUGGGCGUGGGGGCGGAGGUUCCGGAAGCGUAUUUGGAGGUGCGGAGGCGGGAGGAGGCGGCGGAGAGGGAGAGGGAGAGGAUGGCGGAGGAGGAGAGGCUGCAAAGACGGGAGGAGGAGGAUAUGUUGGAGAGGAAGAGGGAGAACCAGCGCGCAGCGAAGGGCAAGAGAAAGGCAGACGAUAUCGACCCCGUAGAGAAGGCGGAGGAGAGGAUGAAGAGGAAGAGGAUCUUCAGUCAGGCGUAA